Messenger RNA from Exophiala bonariae, 1032 nucleotides. RefSeq lists its product as uncharacterized. Bases 1 to 1032 code for a protein of 343 amino acids. The transcript has 6 exons. Gene Ontology annotation, cellular component: Golgi apparatus; trans-Golgi network; endosome. The record is from RefSeq and is a predicted model, not a curated record. NCBI's taxonomy places the organism in Eukaryota, Fungi, Ascomycota, Eurotiomycetes, Chaetothyriales, Herpotrichiellaceae. Gene Ontology annotation, molecular function: antiporter activity.
AUGCAGGAGCUACCGACGGCGGAGAAGCAAAACCACAACUACGCUGCUGUUGCAACAAAUUCCGAAGAAGCUGAUGUGACGGCGUCCACGUCUAAUCAAUCACAGGGUGAUGUUCACAUCACUUUCAUCCUCCUACUGUGCUGGGUGAUGUUGAGCUCAGGAUUGAUCAUGUUUAACAAGUAUAUUAUUGGUUCUUUGGACUUUGCAUACCCAACAACACUGGUGUUCUGGCACUGCGUGUGUACCAUGACAGCCACGCAAUUGAUUGCGCGUUGCACAAACAAGAUCGACACGGGAAAACAGUUUGGCACCAGCACGAAAAAGUUUUUCGGCGUCAUCGUACCGAUAGGUCUCAUGUUCACGGGAAGCCUGAUAUUCAACAAUCUUCCUUACCUUACGCUUAAUGUGGCCUUCAUUCAGAUGAUUAAGUCUCUCGGCCCUGCAACAAUCGUUUUCGCGCUCUACACUCUCAGACUCGCCACUCCAUCAUACAGAGAAUGUAUUGCCAUCAGUUUGAUCAUUGCCGGUUUCUUGUUCUGUAUGCUGGGCGAGAUCAAAUUCUCACUAAAAGGCACGACAUAUCAAGUUCUAGGACUUCUAUUCGAAGCAUAUCGUGGCGGAUUAACGCAAAAGUGUUUCACGCAGGAGGAACGACUGGAUCCGCUUGCAUUUCUCUACUAUUUUGCGCCUGUCUCGACACUUGCUGUGGGAACCAUUGCGGCGGCUACUGAAUGGCAAGGAGAUAUCUGGGGACAUACUGGAGAGGUCUGGAGCCAUGUGCAAGCGAUACACCCCAGUAUUUUUGCUGCAAAUGGUGCCAUGGCGUUCUCGCUCAAUAUUGUGAUCACGGCUCUGCUCAAACGGACUGGUGCCUUGACCAUCCCGUUGCUCGGCUUGGUACGCACUGUUUUAGUGAUGGUAGGCUCUGUGGUGAUCUGGAACACGGUUGUCACACCGCUUCAGCUAUUUGGUUUCUUCAUCACAGUCAAUGGCUUGGUGUGGUACUAUGUGUUGAAAGCACGCAAGCAAUGA